AUGUCCAGCAUUCAUACUCUUCUUAACUUCCCAUCUGAUUUGGCGCAUAAUAAAAAAAAGGAGCCUCUCUUGCCCUCUUGUGGCAUGUUAAGCAUUUCUGACUCCAUCCCAGUUUGUUUCCCCAGAAAGAAAAUGAAUUCCCUGAUGGGUGACAUCAAAGUCGAGUUAGCAGCGAAGAGAGAACGUCUCCGAGAACUUCACCAGGAACAAAUACAGACCAUUAAUUUUAUCCGCGACCUCAAGGGUCAAAAAGCGGCCCUGGAACAACUCACCACCAGCGCCCGGAAGUCAAAGGAAACACGCCACAAACAAGACAGUGGAAUGACUGUUGAUGAACAGAUAGCGAAGGAAGAAAUGAAGGCACAAAAAAUAACAGAUGAAAUAGACGCUCUUGAAAUGGCAAUUUCACUACUUGAAGAAUGA
Molecule: messenger RNA, 423 nt
Organism: Monascus purpureus
Lineage: Eukaryota; Fungi; Ascomycota; Eurotiomycetes; Eurotiales; Aspergillaceae
Source: the annotation of a GenBank genome assembly